Messenger RNA from Syzygium oleosum, 1472 nucleotides. Its product is annotated as 2-oxoglutarate-dependent dioxygenase 19-like. NCBI's taxonomy places the organism in Eukaryota, Viridiplantae, Streptophyta, Magnoliopsida, Myrtales, Myrtaceae. The transcript has 4 exons. Bases 60 to 1241 code for a protein of 393 amino acids. The record is from RefSeq and is a predicted model, not a curated record.
GUUCUUGGUGGCCGAGAGAGAGAGAGAGAGAGAGAGAGAGAGAGUUAGUUUCAUCUCAAAUGGCUACUGUUUGUCCAGUUGCUCCGCUCCACCAAGAAGCUAAUACUUCUCUGCUCAAAAUACGAAGUGCUAAGACUCUAGCUGAAUCUUCCAAGCUCACUUCCAUCCCCUCCCACUGCACCUUCACCAACUCCACUUCCGGUGAUCAAGCCGUUCAUCCUGACCACGAUGACUCCAUCCCCAUCAUCGACUUCUCUCUCCUCUCCUCAAGUGAUCCCGAUCAACGGUCUAAAGUCAUCUCGAAUCUUGCAAAGGCUUGUCAAGACUGGGGCUUCUUCAUGGUGAUCAACCAUGGAGUUCCCGAGAGCCAAAUGAAAGCAAUGGUCAACAUGCUGACAGGAUUCUUCGAUCUGACCGAGGAAGAGAAGAUGGAGUUCAAAGGGAAGCACGUGUUGGACCCCAUAAGAUGCAGGACGAGCUUCAAUGCUUCGGUCCACAAGGUGUUUUCCAGUAGAGAUUUUCUAAGGGUGAGUGUGCAUCCGAAGUUUCAUUGCCCCACCAAACCAGAAGGCUUCAGUGAAGUUUUAACAGAAUACUCUGGGGCGGUCCGGAAAUUAGCUAGAGGACUGCUCAAGGGUAUUUCGGAAAGCCUAGGACUCGAACCGGGCUAUAUUGACAAGGCAAUGAACAUGGAUUCAAGCCUACAGAUAUUAGCGGCGAAUCUGUAUCCGCCGUGCCCGCAGCCAGAACUCACUAUGGGCGUGCCACCACAUGCAGACCACGGCCUGUUGACCAUCGUCCUGCAGAAUGGAAUUGGUGGCCUCCAAGUGCACCAUGGCGGGAAGUGGGUCGAAAUAGAUCCCAUUCCGAACGCCUUUUUGGUCAACACUGGUGAUCACCUAAAGAUUCUGAGCAAUGGGAAAUACAAGAGUGUUCUACAUCGAGCUGUCGUGAACGACAAGGCUACAAGGAUAUCGAUCGCUCUGUCUAAUGGACCAUCGCCCGACACUGUCAUCACGCCAGUGGAGCAGCUAGUGGAUGGCAAGAACAACCGAGCCGUGCACAUCGGGAUGAAAUACAAGGACUUCCUGGAACUUCAACAGAGCAUCGUACUCAAUGGGAAAUCGGGCCUGGAUGGGGUUAUAAUGCAGCCUGAACUGUCGGAACUUCAACAGAGCAGGGUUCUCUAUGGGAAAUCUGGCCUGGAAGGGGUUUUAGUGCAGCCUAAACUGUUAUACUAAUGGAUGUGCGAUCAUGUUCUGCUUCCAGACUGUUUGGACUCUUCAAAUUGCAACCCUAUGGAACGCUAAUAUUAUGUGAUUCCAGGUGCAAGAACCAUAUAGCACUGAUGUAUUUAAGCUGGUCCUUUCAGUGAUGUAUCUUCUUGACAGAAUAAAUGGAAGUAAGAACACCGUAAGAUUGUAGUUCUAUAAAUCAUGAUGGUUGGUCAGUAUGAGCUAGCAAAUUUUUCU